AUGAAGCGAAUCUUGGGCAUUGACUUUUCUCCGCUAGCCGAUCCAUGGGAACAGAAAGCUAUACACGCUUGGUGCAGUCAUACACUUCAUGGUCACCAUUCCCCUGACUAUAUUCUGUACAAUAUUGCCAUUCAUCCUGGUAAAUUCUUCAUUUUUUUAAGAGUACCGCGUGUGAAUAGCGUAAUUUUACAGAUCUUCACAUGGCAAUGGCACAUUCUAAUUCUAUACUCGUUAUGGUACUUGUAUGACCGAAAAUCGCCACAGAAUGGCGGCUAUCGUAAUAACUUUCCGCAGAGAUGGAGAUUUUACAAAUGGUUUGCCAAAUACUUCCCAGCCACUCUUCACAAAACCGCUGAGCUGCCACCCGAUCAGAAUUACAUUGUUGGCUAUCAUCCACAUGGUAUUUUAUGCAUGGCUAUUACGGCAAAUUUCUCCUCAGAAGGCACUGAUAAAAGCAAAGUGAAAAAUUACCUUUUGCAAAACAGACUGAUUCAGUUCCCGGGAAUUCGAUUUUCAUGCUGCACGCUGGCGUCGAAUUUCAGGACUAUGAUAACGAGAGAACUACUGCUUUUAGCUGGGUGCAUUGACUGCUCCAAAGAGAGUAUCGGAAAUGCGCUGACACAACAAAAAGGUGGACGAGCCGUAGUGAUUGCCAUAGGUAACUCGUAG
Molecule: messenger RNA, 669 nt
Organism: Cooperia oncophora
Lineage: Eukaryota; Metazoa; Nematoda; Chromadorea; Rhabditida; Trichostrongylidae
Source: the annotation of a GenBank genome assembly